Messenger RNA from Anopheles aquasalis, 1981 nucleotides. It is a transcript of the gene x16, whose product is annotated as x16 splicing factor. Gene Ontology annotation, molecular function: RNA binding; zinc ion binding. Lineage: Eukaryota; Metazoa; Arthropoda; Insecta; Diptera; Culicidae. The record is from RefSeq and is a predicted model, not a curated record.
GUGUGCGUGGUGCGCGUGUUGCGAAAAAAGUUCUUGAAAAAAACAAUUUUGUGGCGAAAGAAAACCACCGAUCCAUCUGCAAAUUGUGCUACUAAAAAGAGCACAAAACAGCCCGUGAACCAACGGUGGAAUUGUUUCGUUGGCUGCUUUGCACGGUUGGCUUGGGCCAGAUAUGUAAAUACAGCCACGAGUCUGCUACACUUUUGAACCCACUACAAAACCGCUACACCGGAAGACGACGCUACUUUGAGAGACCGCCAAGCCCUAGUCCAAGAUGUCUCGGUAUCCGCACGACGCCAAGGUUUAUGUUGGUGAGUUAGGUAAUAACGCCAGCAAGCAGGACAUCGAGGAAGCGUUCGGAUACUACGGACCACUGCGGAACGUCUGGGUCGCCCGCAAUCCGCCGGGCUUUGCCUUCGUGGAGUUCGAGGAUGCGCGCGACGCCGAGGAUGCGGUGCGCGGUCUCGAUGGGCGAACGAUUUCCGGUCGCCGCGCCCGGGUAGAACUAUCCACGGGCCGUGGAGGUCGUGGUGGCGGAGGAGGUGGACGCGGUGGACCGCCGCGCGGUGGAGGUAAAGCUGGCGGCCGGUUCCAAUCGGAUGACCGGUGUUACGAGUGUGGCGGUCGGGGCCAUUUCGCCCGCGACUGCUCGCGUCGUCGUGGUCGCAAAAGAUCGCGUAGUCGCAGCCCACGGUCACGAUCUCGCGAGCUAAGGACGCGUUCGCAGAGCUACAGCCGGUCGCGGAGCCGUUCCCGCGACCGUGGAUCGCGGACAAAGACGACGCCGAAGCGUGCCGCACCCAACAACCGUUCGGUGAGCAAAUCGCCCCGUCGCCUGUCGAGAAGCCCGUCAAGAAGCCGUUCGCGCACUCCCAAGCGCUCGCUGUCGCGCUCACAGUCGCGCUCCGUAUCGCGAUCCCGUUCCCGUCACCGCAACGGGGAUCACGAUUAAGCGAUUCCCCUCGAUGCAGUAAGAGUACGUCCCUCUGUUGUGUCCUCACCAGUCCGCACAUCUUCAACAGUAAUUCUUGGUUAGGUGGUGGUGCGCUCCUGAGCGAGAUCGUAGAAGAUGAGUGGACCAAGAGGUAGACAUCCCCAUUCAAACUUAACGUAACGCAACCAGAUAGGAAACCGAAGGAAGGCUACAGACCACCGAGUAGAGGAAUGAAGUUAAUAGAAUCGAAAGGCGGACUGCCGGAGAGGGUACAUACUGCAGCGGAGUUGCGACAGGAUUUACAACGUAUAGACACAAGGAGCAACGCGUCACUGGCUAGGAUUUACAGAUUUAGGUCGUAAGAAGCUCAGAAGUUCAAACAACAGCCUCGUCUCUAGUGAGAGGCAUCAACACAUUUUGUCAUGCGUUUCCCCACCAAGUAACGCGUGUAGGUAACAUUUCAUUCGUCGAGCGUGUAUGUGUGUGGUGUGGUUUGUGUUUGUGUGCAUGUAUGUUAGUAUUUGGUCUCUUGAACAUCAUUGAAGCCGCUCCUUCUGGCUAUAAGUUCAACAUACACAACUCACAGAUACGACAGAGCUCGCGUGAGGGCGAGUAAUAGGGUAAAAUUCUUUUACAAAUAUCUGACGCCACGGCGUACGUGUCCUGCACACCUCAUAGAAAAUACGAUUACAUACUGACUAGUAGGGUACAGCCAAAAAACCACUGAUAACACUAAACUGCAGACAGACUCUACUACAGAAUACAACGGACACAAGCGGUUUUAAUUUUCGUUCCGUGUUACCUGCAUGCCUCGUAAGAGAUGGCGACGUCAGAGCGAAGGAUGGCGGGAUAGAACGAACGAUGGAGUACGUCGAUCUCAUGGAUUAACACGGUAGAACGGAACACACAGUUAUUACAACAAGCUGCAUUUUUUUUUUCUCACUUGAAUUUGGUAUCUAUAACACAACAUGUACUAUUUGAUGACGGGACAGAGCGGUAGCGGUAGGAAGUAAGCGAAUAAAUGAAUAAAGUGAAAUCCGAAUAAGA